GCUCACACACCGACCCCAGACAUGAAGGUUCUCGUACUCAUUGCUUUGGUGGGCGCCGCGUGCGCCGCCGCUCUUCCUGCGGAUGCUCCGGUCCCCGUGACAGACACUGAGGAAGUGAUGAAAGCCAAAGCAGAGUUCAAGGCAGCCUUCGAGGCCGCCGCCGCCGCUGCUGCUGCUGACGAGGUCCCACAGGUGAUUCUUCCCGAAGGAGCUCCCCUCCCUGUUGAAGACACUGCAGAAGUCGCUGCUGCCAAGGCUAACUUCCAGGCUGCUUUUGACGCCGCUGCAGCUCGUGCUGAAGCCGCCCCCGACACCGACCUGGAUGGUAAAAUCUCCACCUACACCGGCCUCCUCUCCACCAUCGACGGCAGACUGUCUCCCCUCUACACCAACACCUUCCCAUACGGUGCCUACGGUCUUCACGCUCCUGCACUUGCUGGAGCCCCUUUGGCCUACAGCAGUCUUGGCUUCCCAGGCUAUGGCCUCCACGGUGGUUAUGGCCUCCAGGGAUAUCCUUUCAUCAUGUUUGCAGCUGCUGAGGCAUAGACCUCCUCUUCUUGGUUACCUUGUCACUGUGUGAGAUUUUUGUCUUGUAUAUAACUUUUCUUUGCAUAUAAUACCGAACUGUAAUAUAAGAUCACUUCUUAAACAGAUUCAUAAAAAAACAUUCAAAUAAAAACUGAUA
This is a messenger RNA of Homarus americanus (American lobster), 685 nucleotides long. RefSeq lists its product as uncharacterized. The coding region runs from base 22 to 546 and encodes 174 amino acids. The transcript has 2 exons. NCBI's taxonomy places the organism in Eukaryota, Metazoa, Arthropoda, Malacostraca, Decapoda, Nephropidae. The record is from RefSeq and is a predicted model, not a curated record.